AUGUCUGCCAUCUCCAUUCAAAAGGGGCCCAUCCAGCUAGCUGGCCUUCUAUUCACGCCCACCACCUCCAGCGAAAAGACCCCUGCUCUCAUUAUCGUUCACCCUGGUGGUGGAGUCAAGGAGCAAACAGCCCAAGUAUAUGCGAAAAAACUUGCUACGCAUGGGUUCACAGUAGUCUGCUACGAUGCUUCCUACCAAGGCGAAAGCGGCGGCGAACCCCGUUUCCUGGAGGACCCGAACGAACGUGUGGCCGAUGUCUACGCAGUGAUCGACUACCUCCAGAAAGACGAAAGCGUCGAUGCGGAAAGGAUUGGAGUGGUGGGAAUAUGUGCGGGUGGAGGGUACGCCGUCGCGGCGACCAAGGCCGAUCAUCGGCUGAAGGCGGUCGCCGCAAUUAGCAUGGUGAACAUCGGUGAUUCGGCCCGACUGGGCUGGUACGGUGAUGAGGACUCGGGAAAGAAUACCAAGUUGUUGGAGCAAGCUGCUGCGCAGAUCACGGCAGAGGCACGGGGAGCGGAGCGUGCGACGGGGCCGUAUGUCCCUCCUCAAUUAGACGACAAAACACCCUAUGAUCUGAAGGAGGCGCACGAUUAUUAUCUUGGACCAAGAGCCCAGCACCCCCGUGCAAAGAACACCAUGUUGUUCUUGAGUUUCCCUAGGGUGAUUACAUUCGACGCUUUCCAUCUCGCCGAGUCAUUCCUCACACAGCCUGCUUUGCUCAUUGCUGGUGAGAAAGCCGGAUCCCUAUGGCAUACGGAGAAGCUCCACAAGAUACUCGACGGAAAGUCAAAGAAGGUCAUUCUCUCAAACGCUACGCAUAUGGAUCUUUAUGACAAGGAGGAGUUUGUUGAACCUGCGGUGAAAAAUGUGGCUGAGUUCAUGCAAGCGAACUUGUAA
Molecule: messenger RNA, 897 nt
Organism: Penicillium expansum
Lineage: Eukaryota; Fungi; Ascomycota; Eurotiomycetes; Eurotiales; Aspergillaceae
Product: alpha/beta hydrolase
Exons: 1
Coding region: 1-897 (298 amino acids)
Molecular function (GO): acyltransferase activity, transferring groups other than amino-acyl groups; hydrolase activity
Source: RefSeq, a predicted model, not a curated record